GAAAGCGGCUGUGGCCGUGAGCCAGGCCGCUGCACCUGCAGGCUCUCCGGUGCCGUCACCUGUCACCCAGCGGCGUCCGGGUCCCCGCGGCCGCACCUCCACGGUGCUCCGGGUCACCCUGGAGCUGAAAUCGUUCUCGCCUGGCGAGCGGUCCCUGAGCCGGGGGAGUGUCCGGACACCGCACCCCGCGGGCCUGGGCGAUGCUGGCGUGCGCAGCGCCCCCCGCCGCCGGGAAUGACCGCACCCCCCCCCCGCGGGCCACGCCCCGCUUUGUCUGCGUGACGGGCAUCGCGGCGCCCCGGCGAGGUUCGCAGGGCGGACCGGCAGCAGGAUGCAUCUCCCAGAACCCCUCCUCCAGGGGUCUGACUGAACAUCACCCCCAACCCCCCCAGCCUCACUCCCUGGCUCAGACCUCGGUUUCUCGCCUGUUCCUGGUGUUCCUCCGGUACCAGGUUUACUACGAGUACCCGCUGCUGACCUACCUGGAGUACCCCAUUCUCAUCGCACAGGAUUUCGUCCUGCUCCUCUGCGUGUUCCGUUUCAGCGGGAACGUGUACCGGGCUGCGCCCUACGUCGCCCUAUUUGUGACGUCCUGGUUCCUGCUCACCCUGCAGAAGUGGAUCAUAGACCUGGCCGUGAAUUUAUGUACUUUCAUCAGCGCGGCCAGUAAGUUUGCGCAGCUGCAGUGCCUGUGGAAGACGCAGGACUCCGGGGCGGUGAGCGUGCUGACCUGGGGCCUGGCUUCCUACACCAGCGCCACAAGAAUAAUAACUACCUUAAUGACCACCAAUGACCUCACAAGACCACAGAACACACCUGCGAGGGACCGCCUCCCGCAUGCCGCGAGUUUCAGCACAAACAGCCGAGGGCGUGCCGACCGACACGGGAAGAGUAACGAGAUUCCGAUUCAGGACGUCGGUAGCCACAGGCCACUCUUCAGUUUCCACAACAGUAUCUAUAACUGGGGACCUAACUUUAAACAUCUCCACACUGACCCCCCAGGGAACAAUGAAAAAUCUCUUAGUUCCUUCAUUGAAAUAUCAGAUGCUGUAUUUCAGUAUCACACCAAACUGUAUGUGUUUAUGUAUAUAGAGACUGAUAAAAGACUACACAAUUUUUUACCUGAUGCUUCUCACUGAUGCAUACUGUCACAGUAAAAAACAGACUUCUGUGGGAUGAGAAAUACAGCAGAAAUGGUCCUGCAUGUGCUGCAAUUUUAACAGCAUUUAAAUAAAAAGUUAAGUGCCUUUGAGGCCACUUCUUCCUAGGCACCAGUUUUCACAACCCAAUACUGAAAUAUUGCCAUACACAAUUGUGUGGAUGAGGGAUCACAUGUCAAUACUUAAAAUAUAUCUAGAGUAUAUUUUAGUUUUCUUUAUAUUUGAGAUAAUUUUUGAAUGUUGAGUGUGAAAUGUAAAAAUAGUCACAAAUAUCCUUACCAGAAAUAAAAACAUAUCUAGGGUAGUCAGCAAAUUCCAAGCAAAGAAAACAUUUCAUAGUCACACACUAAUACUGAGGUCUGUAAAAAGGCUUGGAUGGAUAAUAGAUAUACAUAAAAGAUAUAUUAGUUCUAAUACUAUCCAUUAUUGUUUCUAUCACCAUACUUUAAAAAAUUGUUAGACAAUCAAAAUAGGCCGACAUUGAUAACUAUUAUUUGUAAAAAUAGUGCACUAUCUUCUGCAAAGCAAAUUUGCAUUCUAAGAGUUGGUAAACACUUGUUUUUAAUACAGAAAAGGGCUGAGACUUGGAAAAAAUUAAAUUAAGGCAUUCAAAAUGGAUAAAGUUGCCUAUCAUGAAGCAUUAGGAAACAGAUAUAAUUAAGUUCAAAGUUUCUGUUACAGCAACAUGAACAUGCAGCUCCAUCAGGUCCACACAGAUGAGUGUAUAACCCCAAUGCUAUGGCUUUAUACAAGUGCAUAGUUGCAACUGUAGUAAUGAUAUUUGAUUAAUGAGUAUAAAAAAUAAAGUGGGAAGUUAAAAAACCCUCCUGCAGUAUUACAGUACUAUAUAUGUGUAUGUAUAUGUACACACACACACACACACACACACACACACACACACAGUAUAAUGGUCACUUCUUAAAGAUGCAGUCUAUAUCACUGUAGUGAAAUCCGUUCUGAUUCUUCCGGCGAACAUGCUGGUGAAACCUCUCUGCUGAAGCUGAACAGAUGACUCCUUUGACUCUUCUCAACCCUCUGUGCCAUGUAGUGUGAGUGUGAGUGACCACCAAGAGAGCUUUAUGGAGCUUUUGGAAGAGUUGUGUAUGAUGUUCUUACUCUAUUAACCAAUCUCCGCUGGUUCAACCUGUUGUGCCAAAGGAGCCUAGAAAAAUCUCUCCAAGAUUUAUAAUUUAUAUUGCAGGAAUAAAGGGAAUAUGUAUGUGUGUGUAUCAGUCUCUCAGGAAAAUACAGCUUUUCAAUAAAUUUUGGGCCAUCAUAUUUCAGUCUUGUUUUAACUGGAAGAAUAGGAUCACCUUGAAUAAUGACUGCAUUCAUAGAAAGCAGUUAGCUGCAAAGAAAGGAAAAAUAAAGUUAGCCGAGAUAGUGAAAUAAUAAGAGAUUGUUAAGCAUUCCAUGUACACCAUUAAGCUAGAUAGUCUUCCAACGACAAGUUUUAAUACCUAAGUCAUGCAUAAAACAUAUUUAUCGUGCUACUUUUUUUAUUUUUAGGUACAUGCAAUUAUAGUCUUUUUCAUAUUUUCCAUAUUGCCUACAAACAUGACACACAGUUUUAAUACAAUUAACUGACUGUCAGGUUUAGACAAUAUGUCACUGAAUAACUCAUGUGAACAUAAAUUUGACUUGGAGUUUAACUGCUAGCUGCCUCAUGUAGCUCAAAGAACAGUGGACUUAUGGACCAGGAUUUACUUGACUAUUUGACCCUUAAAAUCUAUGAAAUGGAAACAUACACAUUGUAGUAAAUAAAAUGUUCUUUAUAUCCUUGUUAUAAACAGAUCGCCAAUAUUACCUGAUUGAAGUAUGUUUUGCAAUGUGCUUACUUAGAUUAAGGUAGACCUCUUUUUAAAUCCAUCCCAUGCAAAACAUUUAACUCAGGUUAAAUUUUCAUUCAAAUCUACUCCAGCCACUAUUAACCAAACUAUUUUACAUUUUCUAAAAGCACAAGAACUCCCACACCAGAUCACUGGCAUCCUUCAGCAAGAGAAACAUUACAUUUCCAAAAAGCAAACAUUUCACAGCAUCACAAAGAAGCCCAGAUCAGAAACAACUAUUUCACAGCACUUAUUAGACUUACAACGUUUUAACGGUUUCAAUUCUUGCAGUUAGAAAGGAAAGAGGAGGAAGGCAGGGAGGGAAGGAGAGAGGAUGGAAGGAGAAAGGAACCUCAUGCUAUGUUCACAAACUAAUACAGUUGUAGAAACUUGAAAACAUUGCAAAUUGUACUUCUCUGAAUAUGGCUUCUUUGGAAUAAACAGAAAGUACCAUAUUUA
Molecule: messenger RNA, 3448 nt
Organism: Myotis myotis
Lineage: Eukaryota; Metazoa; Chordata; Mammalia; Chiroptera; Vespertilionidae
Gene: SLC66A3
Product: solute carrier family 66 member 3
Exons: 7
Coding region: 201-1139 (312 amino acids)
Source: RefSeq, a predicted model, not a curated record